Chanos chanos (milkfish) is the source of this 1581-nucleotide messenger RNA. RefSeq names its product transcription factor 19 (SC1), like (gene tcf19l). Gene Ontology annotation, biological process: regulation of gene expression. NCBI's taxonomy places the organism in Eukaryota, Metazoa, Chordata, Actinopteri, Gonorynchiformes, Chanidae. Gene Ontology annotation, cellular component: nucleus. The transcript is spliced from 3 exons. Bases 1 to 1581 code for a protein of 526 amino acids. The record is from RefSeq and is a predicted model, not a curated record. Gene Ontology annotation, molecular function: protein binding.
AUGUUGGCCGGAGUUCAGCCGUGUUUUCAGCUGCUGAGGAUUGGGUCCUCUUCGGGUAACAGUAACGAAUCCAGUCAUUCCACACUGGACUCCUCUCGGGAUCUGUAUACUUUCCGGCCUACGUUGGCUCACUCCGUAUUCAGGCUGGGUCGAGCGGCGGAGCUGUGUGAUGUCACCCUCGAGGCACCAAAUGUCUCCCGUGUCCAUGCGGAGCUGCACGCGGAGAGGCAAGUGGACGCAGGAGGAGAAGAUGGAUGGAAGGUUCAGGUGAAAGACCGCAGCAGCUAUGGUACCUGGGUGAACGACAUCCGCCUACAACAAGGUGCCUUGUGGGAGAUUUUUGAUGGUGAUACCCUGAGCUUCGGUGGCCAGUCAGAGCAAGGCAGUCCCGAAUUCUAUUUCCUAUUCCAGAAGGUGCGGGUUCGCCCUCUGGACUUCGACGCCAUCACCAUCCCCAAGGCUGGCUCCUUUUCCUCGGAUUUGCAGAAUAGGAUCCGAACGAGUCUGGACCGGAAGCCAGAUCCCAGCCUGGACAUUUCCAAGCUGUCCAUCAAGAGAGCCACCGUCAUCCUCAACUCCAUUGGCAGCCUCAGUAAAAUGAACGGCAGCUGCUGGACCUUCAAGAGGGCCGAAAAAAACACCGACCUGAGCCCCGUCAACAUACCCACCUUUACCUCUUUAGUCCCGCCCUCCACCCCGCCCCCUUUCCAAACUGUCGGUUCGGAAACUUCCAAGUCGGUCCCACCGUCGUCGAAAAGCCGGCGUAAGUCGGCGCACACGGUGCUUCUGGAGGACGACAGUUCAGAUGACCCUGGGCCUCACAGGGCUGAUGAGGACGGAAAAGGGCGGGGGAGGAAAAGAAGACGUCUUUAUAAAUCUGAGUCUGAGGUGUUCCAGCCCCCGCUGCCAAAGACCGAACCGAAUGUGAGGCGGCAGUUCGACCUGAAGCCCAAGCAGAACGGAAGUUUCCACGCUCUCGUACCCAACGGCAAACCCAGCAGUCUGUUUCUCGCCAUGAACCAAAAACGUGAGAUUGUUAACAUGAAUAAUAAUAACAAUGGCAACACCAUCGCUGCAGCCACCCUCCGCCAGCAGAAGCCGUUUUCUCCAGGGUGUCGAGGCAGACGAAGGGCCAACAGCGCUCCACUGUGUCCCCCUCUCAUGGUGGGCGGUGACAACUACAACCUGGCCUCUCCGUCUCUCCGGCUCUGUAAGACGGAGAGAGACAGGGUACAGAUGUCACGUUUUCACGUCACCACAGGGAAGCGUCGCGGCCGCCCCCGAAAGCAUCCUCCCCCUCGUCCCUCCCUCCCCUCUCCUUCCUCAUCCUCCUCCUCCUCCAGCUCAUCUUCAUCAUCAUCAUCUUCUUCUUCGUCUGAGGAUGAUGAUGAAGAAGAGGAAGGGCAGGUUCAGGGUGUGGAGCCGUGCGCUGCAGCUCGUUGUCGGUUGCCCCAGCAGGACACAGUGCAGUGGGUACAGUGUGACGACUGCGAUUCUUGGUACCACGUGGACUGCCUGCACACUGCCCGACGCUCGCUUUUACUCGACCCGAACGCCGAUUUCCACUGCGGCUGCCGCUGA